Molecule: messenger RNA, 3479 nt
Organism: Equus caballus (horse)
Lineage: Eukaryota; Metazoa; Chordata; Mammalia; Perissodactyla; Equidae
Gene: EIF4E2
Product: eukaryotic translation initiation factor 4E family member 2
Biological process (GO): translational initiation
Cellular component (GO): cytoplasm; eukaryotic translation initiation factor 4F complex
Molecular function (GO): translation initiation factor activity; RNA 7-methylguanosine cap binding
Source: RefSeq, a predicted model, not a curated record
GCCCGCGCGCCGACGUUCCGCUGAACCCAGCGCCACCGGAAGUGGCCGGACCCUAGGCGGAGGGACCUGGGGGAGCGGAAGUCACUCCGUGAGGCAGUGGGGACUGCGGCGGCGAGAGGAUGAACAACAAGUUCGACGCAUUGAAAGAUGAUGACAGUGGGGACCAUGAUCAGAAUGAAGAAAACAGCACACAGAAAGAUGGUGAGAAGGAAAAAGCGGAACGAGACAAGAGUCAGGGCAGCAGCAAGAGGAAGGCUGUUGUCCCAGGACCAGCAGAGCAUCCCCUGCAGUACAACUACACUUUCUGGUACUCCAGGAGAACCCCCGGCCGGCCUACCAGCUCACAGAGCUACGAACAGAACAUCAAACAGAUCGGCACCUUUGCCUCUGUGGAACAGUUCUGGAGGUUUUACAGCCACAUGGUACGUCCCGGGGACCUGACGGGCCACAGUGACUUCCAUCUCUUCAAAGAAGGAAUUAAACCCAUGUGGGAGGAUGAUGCAAAUAAAAAUGGUGGCAAGUGGAUUAUUCGGCUGCGAAAGGGCUUGGCAUCCCGUUGCUGGGAGAAUCUCAUCCUGGCCAUGUUGGGGGAGCAGUUCAUGGUUGGGGAGGAGAUCUGUGGGGCUGUGGUCUCUGUCCGGUUCCAGGAGGACAUUAUUUCAAUAUGGAAUAAGACUGCCAGCGACCAAGCAACCACAGCCCGAAUCCGGGAUACACUUCGGCGAGUGCUUAACCUACCUCCCAACACCAUUAUGGAAUACAAAACCCACACCGACAGCAUCAAGGCCUGGGAGGAGUUUCAUGGCCUGGUGAACAGCAGCGGCCGCUGAUCGGACGCUCCCCCUCUGUCUCUCACACUCAGGGGACAAUUCAAGCUUUCGAAAUACAAAAAUCACAUUGUGAAAGUACACAAGCUGGCAAUAAUCCUUUUCUGUAUGUAUGUGUUUGUCCGAAAUGGAUGGGAGGUCUCCAGCUGGUCCUUCCAUCUGCUCACUGAAGGGACGUCCCUGAGCCGUGUGCUCCCCUUUUGCACUCAUUCCUGGAGGACGGAAUCCGCUAGACACCCUCCAGCAUCGCUGACUUUAUAAAGCGGAAAACGGAAAACGUGACUUUGUAAUAGACAAAUUUUUUUUUUUAAUGGGAUUCUAUGGGGGGAGUUUCGCCUUUUGUUUUGCUGUGUGCUGUCCAGAUGCCUCUCGCGGUUCUGUGUGUGCUCUUCUCUGCUGUACGAAAGGCAUCGUGACCACGUGUACCAGCCAGAGCUGUCGACUGAGAGUUAUCAGUAUUAUGAAUGUCUGUGCAUCCAGGAAAAGCUUUUUGUUGGAGUCCCGGAAUAGCUAUAAAUGCUCUCUUCUAGCUCUGCCAUUAAAUUAUUGGGACCUUUUGUUUAUUUCUCUCCCCUGUUCCCCAAGCCCCCAACUUUCUGAAAAUGUGUUACUGAUUUUGUAUUGUCUCCUGCCUUAUGCCCUCCAGUCUUCCCUCCUGUGGGACUCUUUCCUUCUUAGGCACUGCUGCACUUAGAGUUUUAAUCCAGUGGGCCACACUGGUUUCACUGAGGCGGCUUAGAAGGGAUGCCUUGGUAAACUAAACUGGAGCAGAAGCCAGUUUGGUUAGGAGCUAGAUUAUAAUAGAGGUUCCAAGGGCAGGAUUUGGAGCUGAGGGCAGUGUCUGAAACCGUUUUCCCAGAUGAGCAGGGCCUGCGUGUCCAGCCUGUUUCUAUGGCUUCUUGCAUGCCCCUCAUUAAGGAAGGGAAGCAAAAGCUGGUUGUUGCCAGGUACUAACACUUAGUAUGGUAAAUUCUGUGAUCCUGAAACUGGGACAUCUGUGGAAGAGAUGGCCAUGAUGGAAGGCUUUGUUUUCAUGGCUGUGCCUGUCUGCAGUGGUGGAGACGCCUGUCUUUAGUCCUCAUCACUGAGUAUAUAUAUUAGGAAACGUGUGCUGGUCCCGGAUGCCCAGACAGAAACUCCCCUUGCAGGCCACUGCAGGCUCGCUUUAAAAUGACCAGUCAUGCAUCAGAGAAGCCUGCUUCUGACUGCAGAAGGACUGAAGUCAGGGGUCAAAAGGGUACCUAGGAUUGAAAUAAGUACUGAGUACGAAUCCUCCUGCCACUCCAGGGAGCAUUGUCCUACGUGGCUCUUAUAAGCAGAGAUCACAGUACCUUAAAUUAAGGCCUCUCCUGGAACCUCCCCUUGAAGGUCGGGGGCCUGAGCCACCUGGUCUCAGAGAAAUCGUGUGAAAGUAAUGGGCAUUUCCUUGUUGUGUUUAUGUCACUCUCGUCCUCUUUCCAACUCUUGAAAACCCUCGAAGUAUCUGUCUUGGGAUGCUUUUUCCUACAAGAACGGGGGAGGACAGGGGCCAGAAGAGAGGUGCUUCCACUCCAGGGAACGUAGAUCAGACAGGAAGCUCUAGCAGGGGUUUAGGCUCCAGGGAUACGAAGAGUGGAUGCCAGGGCCGAGACAUGGUGAAGGGCUCCGGCAGGCACAGGAGCAGCGUGGGCUUGCAUGGGAGCGGAGGCUGCUUCCUGAGAGGUGCUCAGACCCCAGGGAGGGCUUCGCUUUUCCCAGACUCAGAAUUGCCAUGAAAAUUCCAAAGAGAGCAGACAUUUGGAUUUGCCCUCCUCUGGGCCUCUUUCUGACCUGUGUGUGUGCUCCUGUGUGUGUGUGCAAUGCGUCCAUGAGUGAGUGAGGGUUUUGUCAGGCUGGGUGCUUAGGUGUAUUGUCCAUAUUCAUGUUUUUGCGCUUUUUUUUGGUCUCAUUUGUUCCGAUUUUUUAAUCUCUUGUGUUUUCUAGAGCUGCUCGUGUUUCCCCUUCCUCUUUGUGACUGCAGUAUUUGAAAGUUAUUUUCCCCAUCAAAAAUAUGCUGACCCUCUGCUGGUUAGGAUGAGAGUUGUUUCUGUUUGGCAGCAUCUUUCCCCCAGAGCUCUGCAGAUAAUCUAACAGCUUUAAAUGGGAGAUUGAAGAGUCGUUUUAUCCAAACCACCCAGUUUCCAAACUAGCUUGAGAGGUCUUGCCGUUUCUUUUUGACUCCACAGGCCUCUGCUCCACUGAGCUAUGACACAGUUGUGGUUAUGGUAUCACCUGUUCUAGAGACAAGGGAAAAAGGUGCACCAGGGCCAACCCAACAAAUGUGCGAGGUGCUGCUGAGAGAUGGGGCUGCUCUCUGCUUUGCACAGGCGGGCUGUUUCCCCAUGGCCCCUCUGCUGGGUUUUCCCUUAGCACUUGGCCCUGCUCCUCUCCAGGGCUCUUCUCAUUUUAUCCUUUAUCUGUGUGCGUGUGUGUGUGCCUGUGUGUGUGUUCCCUGUGACAUUGGCAGUAGUGAUAGUUUUCCACCCGGAGAGACGCUUGUGGUCCACGAUGCUCCAAGAAUGAAUUUCCAAGUAUUUGCCGGUGGAGGAACAGAGGCUGGGACGAGAGUGAUUUAGUGAUGCACUUUCAGAGCAAUUGUCUACUGCAGUAAUAAAUGGAAACUAUCAGCAAGAA